Molecule: messenger RNA, 1295 nt
Organism: Humulus lupulus (European hop)
Lineage: Eukaryota; Viridiplantae; Streptophyta; Magnoliopsida; Rosales; Cannabaceae
Product: replication factor C subunit 4-like
Exons: 12
Coding region: 158-1186 (342 amino acids)
Biological process (GO): DNA-templated DNA replication; DNA repair
Cellular component (GO): DNA replication factor C complex; nucleus
Molecular function (GO): DNA clamp loader activity; ATP hydrolysis activity; DNA binding
Source: RefSeq, a predicted model, not a curated record
AGUUUAGGGAGUAAAGUAAAAUACCUAAUUAAUUUUUACUUGUUCCUUUAGGUAGCGCACAAAAAAGAAAGCGGGAAAAAAUAGAAAGGACGGAAGCCCUGUAAAGCGUGCAGAGGGCUAGUGAAUAGAGAUCAAUUUGCAGAGAAUAAAGAAGAAGAUGGCUACAGUGAUGCAAAGCUCUCAGCCAUGGGUGGAGAAAUAUCGACCUAAGCAAGUAAAAGAUGUGGCUCACCAGGAUGAGGUGGUCCGGGUCCUCACCAACACCCUCGAAACCACUAAUUGUCCCCACAUGCUCUUCUAUGGUCCCCCCGGUACCGGAAAAACCACCACCGCUCUCGCCAUUGCUCAUCAGCUUUUUGGACCUGAACUAUACAAGUCUAGAGUGCUGGAGCUCAAUGCAAGUGAUGACCGUGGUAUCAAUGUUGUUCGGACAAAAAUCAAAGAUUUUGCCGCUGUUGCUGUGGGCUCUGGCCAACGUCAAGGGGGAUACCCUUGUCCACCUUAUAAGAUCAUUAUCCUUGAUGAGGCCGAUUCCAUGACUGAAGAUGCUCAGAAUGCCCUUAGACGUACAAUGGAAACUUAUUCCAGAGUCACAAGGUUCUUUUUCAUAUGUAAUUACAUCAGCAGGAUCAUAGAGCCUCUUGCAUCUAGGUGUGCAAAGUUCAGGUUCAAGCCACUUUCAGAAGAAGUCAUGACUAGUCGUGUAUUGUACAUUUGCAAUGAAGAAGGUCUGAAUUUGGAUUCAGAGGCUCUUUCAACUCUAAGUUCUAUUUCACAAGGUGAUCUUCGCCGGGCUAUUACAUACUUGCAGUCAGCAGCUCGCUUGUUUGGAUCAUCAAUUUCUUCCAGGGAUCUGAUUGGUGUUUCUGGGGUCAUCCCACUCGAGGUUGUUGAGGCUGUUUUUACAGCUUGCAUGAGUGGUAACUUUGAUUAUGCAAAUAAGGAAGUCAAUAACAUUAUUGCGGAGGGAUAUCCUGUCUCUCAGAUGCUUUCACAGUUAUUUGACAUGGUUGUAGAAGCAGCUGAUGUAUCAGAUGAACAGAAGUCUAGAAUAUGCAAGAAAUUGGGCGAAGCAGAUAAGUGUCUUGUUGACGGUGGGGAUGAGUACUUGCAACUACUUGAUGUGGCUAGCAACACAAUGCGUGCUCUUUGUAACAUGCCGCAAGAGUUCUCUUAUAGCAAUUAGGUGUUUGAGAUGCUAGAACCAGGUAACCAUUUAGUGAGAUUUUGCAGAAACAACUUAUUCAAUUGCCUGAAAAUUAUCUAAUUUGGUGAAACAAUGCCUCAUUCCAAUC